This is a messenger RNA of Phyllostomus discolor (pale spear-nosed bat), 10030 nucleotides long. It is a transcript of the gene LDLRAD4, whose product is annotated as low density lipoprotein receptor class A domain containing 4. Gene Ontology annotation, molecular function: R-SMAD binding. The transcript has 6 exons. Lineage: Eukaryota; Metazoa; Chordata; Mammalia; Chiroptera; Phyllostomidae. Gene Ontology annotation, cellular component: Golgi membrane; early endosome membrane. Bases 2221 to 2910 code for a protein of 229 amino acids. The record is from RefSeq and is a predicted model, not a curated record. Gene Ontology annotation, biological process: negative regulation of transforming growth factor beta receptor signaling pathway.
AGGAGUGUCUCUGACUUUUUGGGAUCACGUGACCUGGUACUUGAAAGAGUACCAUAGCUGUCAUCCAGCCAGUCCUGAACCCUAGGAAGGGCUGACUAAUGCUGUGCCCAGAACCAUGGGGGGCAUGCUUAAUACUACCCUGGCCUCACCAUCAGUGAAUCCUUAUGAAAUCCUAGGGAUGAUGGGCAGAUUUGAGGUGAGACAGGCAAGUGAGGGGAGAGUAUUUUAUUCAUACAUUAGAUAUAAGUGAUGUCAAUUUUGGGGGCUGGUUGAAGUUUUUGCUGAGUUUAUUCUACCUGAAAAUACUGCUACUCCUAAUUAGUAUUCAUAUAAGAUUUGCCAAAUGCUUACUAUACAGAUAUUAUUAUCAUCCAAACAUCUUUCCAAAUGUGGAAACUAAGACUCAGAGAAGUUAAGUCACAUGUCCAAGUCACAGGGCAGGAAGGCGUUAGCUCUGUCCCUGAAGCCCACAUCUUGGACCACGGCUGCUCAAUGUCUUGCUAUGGCCUACAUGUUCUUAAGGAAUGUGGACAGCAAAGCUUCUCUUAGGAGGAUGACAGCAGACAGGAUGAUGGUUUCUGUUUCAAGAGGGGCCAAGAGAAACUGUUUCCCAGAUGGCAGCUCCUGACUUUCUAUUGGGGGUUAUGGAGCAAAGGCCCAUACAGUUCUGCUCAGAUGUGAGUGGGCCUGUUCUUUACCUCCCUUCUUCUCUGGCUUCUGCAUCUGCUUGCCUGUGGCCUGGUGGGAGGACUGAGGGACAGGGUAUGCAGAGUGCUGAGCAUUAUGUCCAGCAUGUAUUGGGGCUCAGGGCUCAGAACCCUGUUGUUGUCAAUUCCUCUCUUCUAUAGAGUGGGUCUGUGCCUGCAAUUAUAAGACAGGCACUGACAGAUGUAUAAGUAGAUGCUCAAGAGCAAAUUAAAAAUGCAUUGUUAAAAAUGGAUUCAAUGUGUAAAUGAAGAUUGGCAUGGAGGUUGGGUCUCUGUAUUUUUAGAGGCUAAAGUAUAUGAACAAUGAUAAAUUCAUAUAACCCAUAUUAUCUAAAGUCAUCAUAAAACAUUCACUAAAGAGCUAAUGUCAUAGGAUGCUGUGCUGGCAGCCUAAACAGGUCCAGGUGGUCUGUGGCUAUUACUGCCCUCAAGCUCCACCUAUUUUUGCUUAUGUUGAGAUCAGACCGUGCCCACUGGUCUCGGCCCUGGGGACCUCAGCUGCCUGGCACCUGGUGAUGUGCAUUCGGUGUGUUUCUGCAGCCCUGAGUUUGGGACAUGUGUGGAGUUCUCCCACGCCUUUUCUAGAAUGCUGACAGAAAUCUGUGUUCAGGUUUCUGUAAAGAGCUUCAUUGGUGAAGAGGAGAGGGAGAGCAGUUUAAUAUUGAUGGGUGUUCACACACCGAGGUUAUGUGUAAUCGCUUCCCUUUAGUUGGCCUCUGCAUAAUAUAAAAUGCAGAUACUGCAGCAUUUACAGGGUGAUUGGCCUGAUGCUUAUUGGCUGAAGUAGGUAUUAGAAUGGGCCAGGUUCAGUGAAGAAACAUGAUCCACAGUGAUAGAAUUCCCCAUUUUGUCAGUGUCUUGGAAAAUUGGCCUCCAGAGAUGAACUGUGGAGUGAGCUGUGUCAGAAGCUAUCUUCUCUUAUUGCAACAUUCAGCCAGUUUAUUUAGAGGAAUGGGUGGUCUGCAUUCUGACAUUUUCUUAGUCACACUUACAAGUGAGAACAUUUGCACAUGAUAACCUCAGGAUUAAUAGUCUUGCAGGUAGAUCACAAAUAACCAAUAACAAGAUUUUAAAAACUAAGUUUUGUUUGUGAAAGUCUCUAAUGCCUUUUUAACUAUAAGCACUUAAAUUUUUUUUUCUGUAACUGCAAAUGCAUAUGUAUUCAUUGCAUACAGGUACAGUGGUAGCAUGCUAUGGACAACACAGACCAGGGAUAAACUCAAGACCUUUGAAGCAGUUCAAGCUCUACAUUUGUAACAUCAAACUGCUGUCUCUUAUAAGACCAUUUCAAGAACUGACAUCAGUUUUCAUAUAGCUUAAAGAGUGCAAAUUCACCUGCACCAGUGGUAAAUGCUUGUAUCUUGGUUCACUGGUCUGUAACCAACAGAACGACUGUGGGGACAACAGUGAUGAAGAAAAUUGUCUCCUGGUGACUGAACAUCCACCUCCAGGCAUCUUCAACUCGGAGCUGGAGUUCACCCAGAUCAUCAUCAUCAUUGUGGCAGUUACAGUGAUGGUCGUGGUCAUUGUCUGCCUGCUGAAUCACUACAAAGUGUCCACACGAUCUUUCAUCAACCGCCCGAGUCAAAGCAGAAGGCAAGAGAACAGGGUGCAGCAGGAAGGGUGCUUGUGGCCUUCAGACAGCUCCGAUCCUCAGCCAGGUGCCUCAGAGAUCAUGUACCCACCUCGGUCUAGAGACAGGUUUGCUGCCCCAUCCUUUAUCCAGAGGGACCGGUUCAGCCGCUUUCAGCCCACCUACCCCUAUGUGCAGCAUGAGAUUGACCUUCCCCCCACCAUCUCCCUGUCUGAUGGGGAGGAGCCACCUCCUUACCAGGGGCCCUGUACCCUGCAGCUCAGGGACCCCGAACAGCAGAUGGAACUCAACCGAGAAUCUGUGAGGGCCCCACCCAACCGAACCAUAUUUGACAGUGAUUUGAUAGACAUUUCUGUGUACAAUGUGGGCCCGUGCCCACCCAGCAGCAAUUCAGGCAUUACUGCCAGCACCUGCAGCAGUAAUGGGAGGAUGGAGGGGCCACCUCCAACGUACAGCGAGGUGAUGGGCCACUACCCAGGAGCCUCUUUCUUCCAUCACCAGCACAGCAACAUGCAAAGAGGGAGCAGACUGCCAUUUCAACAGGACAGCUCUGGGAGCACAAUGGUGCCCAUCCAGGGCAAAGAUGGGAAGCCUGGGAAUCUUGUCUGACCCCCCAAUAUUCACUUGAAUUGAGAAGAAACCGAGGAGGGAGGAGGGCUGCACAGCUCCUCUGCUCCUGGGCACAGUGCUGUCGAGUUUUACGUGCUACAACUAAGGAAAACCAAAUGUGCAAAUGUGGUCUUUGUUUCUGAUUCCUUCCAGGGAAAUUGCAUGCAAACUAGACUGAAAUAAUACAAACUUCCAUCCAGUCUGACCAUAAACAGUGUUUAUUUGGGGGCAGGCAUAGGGAGGGGGGAUAGUUUUGGCAAAGGGUGGGCAUGGGAACACAGGGAAAGGGAUGCUUUGAGAUAUCAUGAAAUAAAACCCAGAGGUAUUUGAUUUAUUUAAUUUUGAAAGGAGACUACAGAGAAAGAGGCUAGAAUGGCCUGUUUUAUAAUUAAAUGAAUAAAGAAGGAAGCAUUACUAUAUAUUAUCAUGGGGAAGAAUUGGCCAGUUUGCUUUUUCUCCUAAGGUGUGGAACUUUUGUUUUCAAAAUAUGAUUCAAAAUUCCUGUUGUUGUUUUUUUUUUCGUGCCAAGGUAAAGUGAAGUUAGGUGAAUGCAAGGAGUUAAUUUGUGUUGUUAUGAUGAUAUGUUUUUAAAAGUUGCACUAUCUUAAUGUUUAAAAUAUAUAUAAGGGAACUAUUUUAUGUGACAUUUAGUAUGUUGUCUUUUCACCUGUGGAUUGUUAUCAGGUCUGAGGAAUACCCUGGAGUGUGCCCCAUAAUUGUGCAAGAAAAGUUGUUUGGGGACAUAGCCUAACAUGCCAACUUAUGUAAAUCAAGAAAAGUUAUUAUUGUAAGAAUUUGCAUCAGAUAGCAGUACUUUACUGAAGCACUUGGAGACUUUUGGAUGGAAGAUGGGAAAUGCCAAGUUUUAGCAUUUCUGUAUUGUUGAGUUAUUCUGCUAGUCUUAGGCUGCCCAUUUUAUUAAAAAUGAGCAUGACACAUGAAUUUAUACAUCCAGUAUCAUGCAGCUGCCCUUGUCUUGCAGCAGUGGAGCUUCUUCAGUAAUUUAGAUUUUUUUCACUGUAGCAUGAAUUAUACUCAGAUACAUACAUUAUUUUAUGCAAUAAAUUGUUUAAAAUGUAAGGUGGUUAUUUUUAAUACAGUUGAAAUAAUGUGACUUCUCAGUAUAUUCCCAUCAUCUCUCUCCUUUCCUAGAUAGUUCAGUUCAAUCCUGGACAGCUGGUCAGUACUUGAGAGGCUCUCAGUGGUCACUCCCCAUGGAGCCUCCCAGCCUCAGUGUGUGAGUGAUGCUGGCAGUGGCUUCUUCAUACACAGAAAGGCCCAGAAUUGACAAAAGAACACCACAUUGCCAAGCAUGACAAUAAGCCAUUGCACUUCAUUAGUACUGGCACAGCAUUCCUGGAGGAAUGCAAACUCCUGUGGGAGUUCAUUCAGCCUUUGCAGUGGUGGCCAGAACUGGACAGUCAGUUAUAAAACAGUACACGAUAGGGGAGCAGCUUUAAAAGCACAGGAUAAAAAGCACAACAUGCAGUUAAAAUGCAACUAGAAACUAAUUUUAAAUAUUGUUAGUUUUAAUAUUCCUGAUAUUUACAAAUAUUUGUUCUUAUGUAAAAUGAAUAACUUUCUUUUGCAAAGGUAAGCAUCUGGCUUUAAUAAUAGCACCAGCUAAUAAGUCCAGAAUACCGCACGAUGGGAGGGCUUGUCUGUAGCAAAAGCCUGCUCUAUGCAGGUUAGGUCCCUUUGGCCUCUGCAUGUAACAAAAUGGAAUGGAAUGAUGAUUCAGUGACUCCGAUCUCUGUAGUUUUAAUGCCAAAUAACACAUGUGUGUUUGAGUCUGUCUGUGGGUCACUGAGGUGAUUUAUCAGUGAGGUGACUUUGUACUAUUGGCUGAGAGCUGAGGAGACUAUUCUGAACUACAAAUCCUGUUCGCUGCCCUCUGCUUUCUGCUUCUUUUCUUGGUAGGUUGCUGGUUUCUCUUUUGUUUUGAGGAUUGGACUCUUAGUUGGUUUUAUUCAUUUCACCCAGUAAUAGCCACAGAACUAGUCAAACUCUCAGAGAGAGAACAAAGGUAGGCAAUAGUUGGUUGGCACUCAUGCUGCAGAGUCUGUCUGGAAGUGUGUUCACUGAGAGUCACAAUGGGAAUCCCAAGAAUGAGCAGAGCCCUGGGAGCUUUGACUCAGGACCAGAGCCUCCUAACCACUCAGCUCAUUGCCUAAAUCACAAGCCUGUGCUUGAAAGAAACUGGCAAUCUUUACAGCAUGAAGCCCAUCUGACCCUGUCAGGGGAAGAUUAGGAAGUUCUUGUCCCAGUCAGGAUCCUAUUGGUGGAAGUUUGGAGUAGAUUAUUGGCCAGGUUUCCCCUGGUAAGAUUAGCUAAUUAUAUCAUCCCAAACCUUGCCUGCAAUUUUGGCAAAGUGGGUGAACCCACACUGUAACUAGCUCAAAAUGUUUUUACAAUCCUUAAUUUCCCUACUUGCUGCAAGAAUGACCUAAGGUCAGAAACUUGUCAAUUCCUAGUCACUCUGCAAGUAUAUGAAUGUUCUGCGGAUGUCCAUAUAAUUGGCAAAACAAUUAUUUAAUUCAAAUGAGUUUAAUCAUCCUUCAAAAGAAAGGUUCCUCCCAUUAGGCCACUCUAGAGAAUUGCCCUUUAGGUUAGUUAUUUAAAGACAGAGAGACAUACAAAACUAUGACUUGAAAUGUCUUGAGGCUGGACCUCGGUAAUGAAUUAGUUUAAAAGCCAAGGUCAUUAUUAAUUCACCUUGAAUUAAUAAUCAAUUUCCUUUUGACACAGGGAAAAGGUGACUUAAAUCAGUACCUCUUUCCACACCUCACUGACCUAUUGUGGAAAGAAGAGUGUUUGUGAAGACGCAGCUCACACAGUGGGGCCUAAUGUUCUAAAAGACUGUGUACUGUUGGAGCCCAGGGGCCCAGUUUAGAAAGCAAUGAUUUAGGCAAUCAGUAAUAGGUUGGUUAUUUCAAUAGAGUGUUAAAGCAAAGGAUUGCACUGUUCAAAAGAAUAGUUGGUAGGAACUGAUAUUCUGGGCAUCCUGCUGUGACUUGUCCCUUGUCCCAGGGACUUCCAGGAGCAUGAAACCCAACACGUGCUAAGUCCCACUUACAGAAACAGUCUUCAGGCAUAUAUUUGCUUUUUCAGAAAGUCAGACCCUGAAACACUCCUUAGUAUAAAAGAGAUUUUGCUAAACUAAUUAUGCAUUUAAAAAGUUAAAGUAUUCUUUUCAUUUCUGACCAAAAUUUAGUAUUAAAGAAGCUUAACAAGCAUUUCCUCUGUCCUCUCCAUCACAUAUACACAAAGACACACAGUCCACAAGAAAUUUCAAGAUAGCAGAGAAAAAUAUUUAAAACUUACAAGAUUUGUCAUGAGGAUACACACACAUAUACAUCCACUAAACUUAUGGGAGAGGAACUAGGGACCAACAGUAAAUUGUAGGCCUUUUAACACCAGCAUAGGAAUGUGGUACACAGAUGUGUCUUAAGCUUCUAAAUAUCUCCACUAGAUCUUCCUCACCUUUAUCUUCAUAAGAAUGAGGUGUCAACAGGCAACUACUUUUAGAAAACUUCUCAUGUGGAAGAAUCCAUUCAAAUCACUGACUUCCUCUCAGAACCAGUAGUUGUAUCCUGAAAUGGGCAAUCCUGUAUCUUCCAUCCAAUUGCUCUUCUCUCAAGGAAGACCUUUUUAGGGUGAGUCCUGGUGUAAUGGCCUUCAGAUACUGGUCCAUAGCAAGAGAUACACCUGUCCAGCCCCUGCCCCUCAGAAGAAAGUCCGUUCGUGCCUUGGCUACUCAGGCUCCUCCUGUGUGUUCUGGCACCUCAUGUAUUGUUUGCUGUGCUGGUGCUCACUCCUUGAGGUUUGAUGCUAAGAACAGCAACAUUCACUGCAUGUUAAUUGGUAUGCGAUUAAUUUUUCUUAAAACUCUGAAAGCUCAGCAGUGUAUGAAGGAAAACAACCUGGUAAGAAUAUUUGGUUUUUGUUCAUUUUUUUGAUUCUGUCUGACUAAAAGCAAAACCAUGCCAGUGCUUGGCGCCAAAGCCUUUGUACAGCGACUUACUAUUUCCCAAAUCCCCUUCCGCUCCAAACCAGCAUCCCAACCUGGCUGAAGAGCAGGCAUGCAGCCUCUGAUCUUUUUCCCCUCACCUAGAUUACUGCAGCCUUGGCAAAUUUAGAUCAAAUUGCAGGACUUGUCAACUUGGCUGACAAGUUGACAAGUCUUCCUCCUCACUGUGAAGAACACUAUCUGACAGGGGCACAGCAAAGUCACAAAUUAAGAAACUGCUUUCACCCCAGAUCAUGAAUGAUAGUCCCAGCAGCUUUGCACUCACCUAACUUUUAGGGAUUUAAAGGUGGCCUCGCGGCAGCAGAGAAGAGAGAAGUGGAUGGAAAAUGGAGAGUAUUCUCCUGCCUUGAGAUAUCCUACACUUCAGCUUAUGUUAUUAUACUACCCACAGUGCUGCAUCUUUUGCAUAUUUUAAAUUCAUGAUUUCUGCCAGGAUUAGACAGUUAUUUGCUGUUGCUGCUGCUGCUUUCAGGUUGACUGUGAUAGGAGGUUGUCCUGAGUAGGAUGCCUUGCUAAGAAAGCACCAUCUUCCCUUCAUCCUUUUCUUUCCUUCCUCAGUGUGUGCUUAAGUAUACUGUGGUGGGCCUUGGAGCUAUACAGAAAUUAUCACUAUAUAACACAUGUGUAUUAUGCAGAUCCAUGUCACUUCAGAGAGCUCUGUAUGUCAGUAGGCUUUAAGCAACCACAUGGUCUCAUGUUCUGGUGUUAGCAGACAUAAGAGCUGAACCCCACCACUGCUGUAUUCUGUGCUCCACCUUUGUUGUGCCUCACUUACAAUGGUGCUUCUUCAGCUGUCUGUCUUUUCCUAUGUUUUUUAUUUGUAAGGUGCUGUAUAUAACUUGAAUAUAUUAUGCACAUAUCCUACCCAAUGGGUAUAAGAAACAUUGUUAAUACUGUAAUAUAAUGUAUAGAUACCAAUUUUAACAGAAAUGGCAUAGAAUUUGUGAAUGCCUAUGUGCUUUGUCCUCUUUUGUAAGGAAAUUUGCAAAUGGAUGCAUACAGAUAAAAGUCUAUGUAGUUUAUUUUCCUAUUAAAUAUCAAUAUUAUAACACAAGGGAAAGAAAUCUGAACAAGCAAGCUAGUUUGUGACCAGCAUAUGUAUAACAGUUGAGACUUGCAUCUUUGCUGUGAAAACACUUUUAGAAAUUAAUUUUUUAAAAUUCCAUGGCUUUUUGUUUACCACUAGAUUCUGCUUCUUUUCAUCUCUUUUAGUGCUUAUUUGGACCAGUUUUAGUUAUAGUCAGGAAAAAAUCCUGAUUUUUCAGCUUGUUUUAUGAAAAGACAUUAUGACUGAAGGAUAAUGAUGUGCUAGACCCAAGAGAAAGUGCACAUUUUGUUAAAAUUGCAAAAAUCACACCCAAAGUACAUGGGCUUGCAGCAGACAGAGGACUUAGUUCAGUACAGAGAUAUUUAUGACUAUGUCCCAAGUCUCCCUCUGCAUUUUCCUUUGAUAAGUUGAAGCUGUGGAGCCAAUACAAUGACAGUGGAGUUGUAGGGAAAGAAUACCUCAGGGAAAAUGAAUCCACAUCAGAGAAGACCCCAUUCUUCGAAAAAAUGUCAUUAUGGAUAGUAGGUUAUCAUUAGCAGAAAAUUAGCUAUCUGCCAGCCAAGUGAAGAAUCUUAACAUCCAUUUCUUUUGGUGUCUCAUGGUAAUCUUGACCCAAGAAAUAAACUAAGUUUGGUCACUGGUUAAGGAUUAUGUUUGGAGUUGUGUACCGUGUCUCCCCUCUCUUACACAGUGUCUGCUUCCAGCUCAGUUUUUAGUGUCUGACUGUGACUUCUGCAUUUAUCUUCAAAUAUCCUAAUAUAUUUUUUAAAAUCCUAUAACAGCAUGCUCACUAAACCACUGUUGAAUCAUGUGUGUGAGUAUCCUUUCCAGUGUGGUCCAUAAAAGCCAUCAGUGAAAUUUUACCCAUCUGAUACAUAUUUCCAGUGUAUUCUGUUACUCGAGGAUAUUAAUUCUAAUAAAUUCCAUGGUUUUUAUUUGCUCAGUGGUUUAUGUUGAUUUUGAAAAUCACAAUAGGAUCAUAUCCUUUUCCUCCAGAAAGCAAAUUGUUACCAAUUAUCCUUAAACUGAAAAUGCCUCUAUACAACACAACUCAAUGCUGAAUAGACUAAAAGUCAGCCCUUCUUUUAUUAUCUGUUUUUGGGAGGACCAUGGAAAGAUCAUUAUCUUGUAUGCUCUCCAUCUGUCCAGCCCCUCUGUCUGCUCCAUCUUAUACUGCAGGGCUCCCCCGUGAUUCAAUAUUAUGAACAGAGGCUCACUACUGCUAAGAACAACACCCUUACCCACUCCGGUUUGAUCUCCUGGAAGGACUGUUGAGUUGGUGUCAUCAGAAAAUGUUUUGGACUCGGAGGUACUAAAAUUUGUUGCCACACCAUUGUUUCCUUCCUACAGAUCUAAUUGAGGCUUAAACUUUACUGUUUAUCAUACUGGUUCAUUUUAAUGUGCUUAUUGGUAUAUUGCUACUUUUCAUUUCAUGGCUUUCAAAAAUCGCAUUUUCUACUUGUAUACUUGUCUAGUUUAAAGCUCUUUUAAAAUAUGUAAUACUAUUCACAGCAUUUAGUUCAUUUAAUUUUUGUUAUAAAGCAGCCUACUAAAAAAAGUACAAUUGUAUUUGAACUUUUCAAUAGUUGUUCAUGUGAAUUAUGAUAAUCAGAAGUCAUUAAAGUCUUUUUUAAACAGCCAUUUGUGCUUACUUUUCAACAUUAAUUCCCGGUUAUGUACAAAAAAAAAAAACAAAAGGGUUUCCAACUGUUGUGUAUCUAAUUCUUUUGAAGUGAGCAAUGGUGAUGUAGUUCCUAGACCUAAGGUCUGUAAUUGUAAUACUCUUAAAGAAAGACAUUGCUCUAAGUGCUGUUAAAGUUAUUAAAUCAGCUUUUUCUGCUUGUUCUUAAUGCUGUGGUCAAACCAUAGCACAAAAUUAUUAAAAGCAAUCAGUGAUAUAUAUAUGUCUCCUAGUUUGGUUUUUAAUCUUUCAAAAACAAAGCAUGUGUGUGGGGAAAAUAAAACAUGUGUUUUAAAACCCAUCUCAAAAAAACACUUCGAUGGUCCCCUAACUAAAACUUUCCAUUUGGUUUUCAUUCAUU